Sordaria macrospora k-hell is the source of this 1326-nucleotide messenger RNA. RefSeq lists its product as uncharacterized. The record is from RefSeq and is a predicted model, not a curated record. Lineage: Eukaryota; Fungi; Ascomycota; Sordariomycetes; Sordariales; Sordariaceae.
AUGCCGCCCCGCAAGCGCAAAGCCACAGCCAUCGCGCAUGACGACGACAAUUCCUCCCGACGUCGCUCAACGCGCGUCUCUUCAUCUUCUGCAAAGAAAAGCCACUACUUCGAAGGCGAUGAUGAUUCAGAGUCCGAAUCACCAGGAGCUUCCGCCGCCGCAAAGUCCAAAUCCAAUGCCAAAGCCAAAACCAAACCUACCGCAACCAAGGGUCAGCGAGGCCGACCAAAGAAGAAGGCCAAAGUAGAAGCCGAUCUCGACGAAGACGAAGACGAAGACGACGAAGAUGUCUACAAAGACUCACCAGAUGCAGAAGACGCCCAACACGACGAUCAAGAAGCUUCAGAAGAAGACGAAUCCGACUCCGCCUCCCCCAAAGUAACAUUCAUCCCCAUCCCCAAACUGCGCCCCCUCGCCGGCAUCCCUUACACCCCCAGCACAAUCCACCCCAACACCCUUCUCUUCCUGCGCGACCUCCGCGCAAACAACAAGCGUUCCUGGCUGAAACUGCACGACGCCGAGUACCGCCGCUCCCUUUCGGAUUGGGAAUCCUGGGCCAUGUCCCUGACGGACUCGAUAGUGUCAUCAGUCGACGAGACCAUUCCCGAGUUACCCUUUCGGGACAUCAAUUUCCGCAUCUACCGUGACAUCAGGUUCAGCAAAGAUCCGACUCCUUACAAGCCGCAUUAUUCAGCUUCGUGGUCGCGCACGGGACGGAAGGGUCCGUACGCGUGUUAUUAUGUCCAUUUGGAGCCGGGCAAGUGUUUUGUUGGUGGAGGAUUGUGGCAUCCUGAUGGCCCCGCGCUGGGGAGACUGAGGAGUAGUAUUGAUGAGAGGAGGGAGAGGUGGAGACGGGUGUUGAUGGAUGGGACGUUUGGAGAGAUGUUUCUUGGUGGUGCUGGGGAGAAGAAGAAGGGGGUGAAGAAGGGGCAAAAGGGGCAGAAGGGGAAGGGUAGAGGAGGGAAGAAGGGAAAGGGGAAGGGGAAGAAAUCUGGCGAGGAGGAGGAAGAAGAGGAAGAGGAAGAGGAAAAUGAUGGACUGGAUGAAGAGAGGGCUGUUAUCAAGGCGUUUUGUGCGGCUAAUGCUGGGAAUGCUUUGAAGACUAAACCCAAGGGCUUCAAUGCUGAACAUAGGGACAUAGAGCUGCUCAAGCUGCGCAACUUCACCGUGGGGAAGAAGCUGCCUGAUUCUGUCUUCACGUCAGAAGACGGGCAGGAGCAGGUGCUCAAUGUUAUCAGGGCUAUGGUUCCAUUCGUGACGCACCUUAAUCGCAUCGUCAUGCCUGAUCCUGGUGACGAUGACGAUUCGGAAGAGGAAGAGGCCUAA